Solanum verrucosum is the source of this 2673-nucleotide messenger RNA. RefSeq lists its product as uncharacterized. Lineage: Eukaryota; Viridiplantae; Streptophyta; Magnoliopsida; Solanales; Solanaceae. Gene Ontology annotation, molecular function: nucleic acid binding; zinc ion binding. The coding region runs from base 1 to 2673 and encodes 890 amino acids. The record is from RefSeq and is a predicted model, not a curated record. The transcript has 3 exons.
AUGCCAGCUACGAGAAGGAGUAAAAGUACAGGUAAGCGAGUGGAUGUGGCUGCCCAAGAAGGGACCAGCCAACCACCACCUAGUCAAGCUGUUCAAGGUGAGGCUCAAGAUGAGUCUCUAUCACAGACUUCCCCGACCCCUCUAUCGCCAGAAGAACUAAGGAGGGAAGUUGCACCUCAAGAACCCCCUAUUAAUGCUACCGAGCAAGAUUUGAGGAAUGCAGUCCAAUUGUUGACUCGUAUAGUUGGUGGCCACGGCCAAUGGCAAGAAGGUCCAAUUGCAGGUAUUAGUAGUGUAGAUAGAGCAGCUGGCACGCGGAUACGUGAUUUCCUUAAUUUGGACUCUCCAUCAUUCACCGGGACAGAUCGUAAUGAAGAUCCACAAGACCUUAAAUAUCAGAUCCAACGCACUUUCGAUGUUAUGCAUGUAAGUGGUAAAGAAGCGCUCGAGCUAGCAGCAUAUAGAUUAAAAGGUGUGGCAAUAUUGUGGUAUGAAGCUUGGAAGCAAUCCAGGGGAACAGAUGCACCUUCAGCUAUAUGGAAAGAGUUCAAAAAGGCAUUCCUUGACCAUUACCUGCCAUUGGAGAUCCUAAAGGCCCGUGCGGAUCAGUUCUUAAAUCUCCACCAAGUAAGUAUGAGUGUGAGAGAGUACAGUCUCAAAUUUAAUUCCUUGGCCAGAUAUAGAUAUAGCAAGGAUGCAAGCUUUUGCGAAAAGUUAGAGGAUCAAAGGCAAAGAAGAAGGACACAAGAGUCAGAAAUAGGGCAUUCUAAGAGGCCCAGAUCUAUGGGGCAGUUUACACCAUCCCAAGGUGAGUUUAGGCCUAGGUUCUUUAACAGACCGCCUAGGCCAUCAUCUUCCUACUCUACAGCUAGUACCCUACCUCAAUUUCAAGGGACUAGGGGGAAUCAAUUUGAGCAAAGAGGUGAAAGUCAAGGUUCACGAACAGCGGGAUACCUUGAGCAGGGAAGUAUGAGCCAAUCAAGACCUCCUCGAGAGUUUUGUAAACAAUGUGGAAGGAAUCAUUUAGGUGCAUGUCAAUUUGGGACAAAUGCUUGUUUUUGGUGUGGUACACCAGGUCAUAUGAUGAGAAAUUGCCCUCAUAGAGGUGUGGGUGGUGUGGCACAACCUACUAGGUCAGUUGUUGCAUCCUCGUCAUCAGCACCUUCUUUAGGUAUAGGACAGAUGCCUACUGGUCGUGGUAGAGGAGCUAGGGGAGCAGCUAGUUCUAGUGGAGUUCAGAAUCGCACAUAUGCUCUCGGGGAUCGACAAAAUUUGGAAGCCUCGCCGGAUGUGGUUACAGGUACGUUGUCCAUCUUUACACAUAUUGUAUAUGUAUUAAUUGAUCCGGGGUCUACACUAUCAUAUGUUGCUCCAUUGAUUGCUGAAAAGUUCAAAAGAACACCAGAAUUAUUAGUGAAGCCAUUUGAGGCACCGAUUGGUGACUCUAUUAUAGCUAGAAGGGUUUGUCGUAAUUGCAUUGUAACUGUUUGUGAUCGUGAUACGUUGGCUGACCUUGUUGAGCUAGAAAUGGUGGAUUUUGAUGUUAUAAUGGGUAUGGAUUGGUUAGCUUCUUGUUAUGCCACAGUAGAUUGCCGAACGAAGACGCUGCAUUUCCAUUUUCCAAAAGAGGCCGUUCUUGAAUGGAAAGGUAAUAUUGGGACAUCAAGAGGUAAAUUUAUUUCCUAUUUUAAGGCAAAGAAGAUGAUGUCCAAAGGAUACAUAUGUCAUCUAGUGAGAGUGAGAAAUAUAGAUGCGGAGCCACCAACUCUUCAAUCCAUUCCAGUGGUAAAUGAAUUUCCCGAUGUAUUUCCUGAAGAUCUUCCGGGUUUGCCUCCAGAACGAGAAAUAGAGUUUGGUAUUGAUGUGAUUCCAGAUACUCAACCUAUAUCCGUCCCUCCAUAUAGAAUGGCCCCGGCAGAAUUGCGGGAGUUGAAGGAGCAAUUAAAAGACUUAUUAGAAAAAGGAUUCAUAAGGCCUAUUACAAGGAAAAUUGACCUGAGGUCGAGUUAUCACCAAGUGAGGGUCAAAGACGAAAAUAUACCCAAGACAGCUUUCCGAACACGAUAUGGUCAUUUUGAGUUUGUAGUCAUGUCAUUCGGGCUAACGAAUGCACCAACAGUUUUUAUGGAUUUGAUGAAUAGGGUGUUCAAGCCAUUUUUAGAUGUGUUCGUGAUAGUAUUCAUAGAUGACAUUUUGGUGUAUUCAAGAUCGGAAGAGGACCAUGCUAAUCACCUGCGACAGGUGUUACAAAUUCUUCGUGAGCGUAAGUUGUAUGCAAAGUUCUCUAAAUGUGAGUUCUGGUUAAAAUCUGUGGCAUUCCUAGGUCAUGUUGUAUCCGAUGAAGGAAUAAGGGUUGAUAAUCAGAAGAUAGAAACGGUGAAAAACUGGCCAAGACCUACAACGCCUACGGAGAUCCGUAGUUUCCUUGGAUUGGCAGGUUAUUAUAGAAGGUUCGUUGAAGGAUUCUCUUCCAUUGCUGCACCCUUAACAAAGCUAACACACAAAGAAACCAAGUUUCAGUGGAGUGAUGAAUGUGAAAGAAGCUUCCAAGAGCUGAGGAAUAAAUUAACUUCUACACCGGUAUUGGUACUUCCAGAAGGAACAGAAGGGUAUGCAGUCUAUUGUGAUGCUUCGGGGGUGGGCCUAGGAUUCUGUUUUGAUGCAGCAUGGUAA